Molecule: messenger RNA, 3452 nt
Organism: Onychostoma macrolepis
Lineage: Eukaryota; Metazoa; Chordata; Actinopteri; Cypriniformes; Cyprinidae
Product: zinc finger protein 501-like
Exons: 3
Coding region: 958-2217 (419 amino acids)
Source: RefSeq, a predicted model, not a curated record
UGAUAACCGCAACCUGAGAGGCAUCCUUCAAAAACAAAACGGUGUCGUCAGCUAACUGACUUAUUACCACUUCAGUGUCAUCAACAGUUAUUCCUUCUGCUUCAUGUUAUGCAAGGACUCAAAAAACUCAGAUGUAGACUGUUGACAAAAAUUAGAAGCAUACAAAUUACUAUAAAACUUUGCAAUGAUUUUAGGGUCCUCCACAAUAUUACCUUUAAUCCUCAAUUUUUCAAUAUGAUUAUUUUUAGCUUGUUGCCUCUCAAAUCUAAAAAAAUAAAUAAAAAUAAGCAGAGCUCUUUUCACCCUCUUCAAGCCAUUUCCUUCGAGACCUUAUAAAAACCUUCAGCCUUUUGUUUGUAAAUUUCCUCUCGUUCAGUGAGUUCUGCUUCAUCGAAUUCUGAUAAUUCUUCUACUCUUUUAGAUAAUAAAGUAGAUAUUUUAAAUAAAAUUGUAUCCUCUUCAGCUUUCCUCUUUUUUGCCAACUCGCUACAGUACUUCCUAAAUACAAUUCCGACUUAAAAUUUGAGAAGUUCCCAAUUGCUACAAUCAUUUUUUUCUUCAAUUUUUGCUUUAUUCCAAUAAAUCAAAAUUAUUUUUUUUCUAUGCCAGUGAUGUUGAAGUAGGAAAACUGAAAAAGGGAGUACUUAUUGAAAUAUCCUCCUGAUCCGAGAGUGGGGAUGGUAAAAUUUCUGCUUUUCUUGAUGAUCUGUUGAUCUCGCCGCACUGCGAUGACGUCAUCUCUCGCGCGCGUUCAGUCUUCUGAGGAGAGGUGAGCAGCUGAUGGUGUUUAGCGUAUUCAACAUAUUAGUACAAUACUUUUUACACAGUUUGUUCAUGAAACAAUAUACGAGGUCGUUUCUGGCUUGUUUUCAUCGGGUACAGCGCGACAGAAGUUCAGUGAAGCUCCUCCCACAACAAUCACACAUUCAGUGAAGCUCCUCCCACAAACUCUGCAGAAUGAACUGCACUAAAGAUACUGAAGAACAAAAAGAGCUGAUUGAAGAAAAUAAGGAGAAUAAAGAAUUGAGUGAAAUUGAGGAGAAAAAUAAUGCCAAAACUGGAGAAAAACCUUUGAGUUGCUCUCAAACCAAACAGAAAGAUUUAAAGAAAGGAAGAGCCAAGAAAUUUUUCACCUGCUCUCAGUGUGAAAAGAGUUUCACAUGCAAAUAUAGUCUUGAUGUUCAUAUGAGAGUUCAUACCGGAGAGAAACCGUUCACUUGUGAUCAAUGUGGGAAGAGUUUCAAACAAUCAGCAAGCCUUAAGAGACACAUGAACAUCCACACUGGAGAGAAACCAAACAAGUGUUCACACUGUGACAAGAGAUUCAGUCGGUCAGAAAUCCUGAAAACACAUGAGAGGAUCCACACUGGAGAGAAACCGUACACAUGUGAUCAGUGCGGGAAGAGUUUUGCACAAAAAGGACACCUUAUAGAGCACAUGAACAUCCACCCUGGAGAAAAACCUUACAAGUGUUCACACUGUGACAAGAGAUUCAAUAAGUCAGGAAUCCUGAAAAAACAUGAAAGGAUCCACACUGAAGAGAAACCAUACAAGUGUUCACACUGCGACAAGAGAUUUAAUCGGUCAGCAAAUCUGAAAGCACACAAGAUUAUCCACACUGAAGAGAAACCGUACACUUGUGAUCAGUGCGGGAAAAGUUUUGCACAAAAAGGACACCUUACGGCACAUAUGAGAGUUCAUACUGGAGAGAAGCUGUUCACUUGUGAUCAGUGUGGCAAGAGUUUCAAACAGUCAUCAUAUCUUAAAGGACACAUGAACAGUCACACUGGAGCGAAAUUGUACGCAUGUGAUCAAUGCGGAAAAACAUUUUUGUGGGCUUCAUACCUGAAGAAGCACCUGAAAGUUCAUAGAAAGGAGAAGCCACAUUCAUGUUCUUUAUGCGAGAGGAGUUUUUCACGUCUAGCACAUUUAAAAGAACAUCAGAAAAUACAUACUGGUGUGAGAGAGUACAUGUGCUUUGAGUGUGAAAAAACUUUUACUUCAGCCAACAGUUUAAAACUGCAUGAGAGGAUUCACUCUGGAGCAAAACCUUAUGAGUGUUCACACUGUGACAAGAGAUUCCGUUAUCGAGAAAAUCUGAAAACACACGAGAGGAUUCACACUGGAGAGAAACCGUAUCACUGCACUGCAUGUGGGAAGUGUUUCAAUCAAUCAUCUAAUCUACACAGACAUGCAAAAAACAAUCACAGUAACUAGAUCAUCCUCAGAUCCAGCACUUUCAGAUCUGAUGGUGCGUCCUCACCUAAUGUGACACAAUAAUGUGUCAAGCAAUAAAAUAUCAUCUUUAUAAAUCUGUCCUAACCCAUGACAGUGACAUGACAAAGAAGCAUUAUCUGAAGUUUUCACAGUGAAUAAAGUUCAUCUUCAUCUUCAUCUUCAAAACCAGCAGAUUCAACUGAGAUUCAGAUCAACACAAAGAUGGAGUUCCUCCCCAAAGAACAAUUUUUUUUUUGUAUAUCAUUGUAUAUCAUAUGUUAGUUGCAAUAUUCCUCGUCUCCACGUUUCCAAGCUCCAACAACACGUGACAACAGCCAUGAAGUGUUAACACUUUGUUUUUGUUAGGAUAUGGUCUCUUUAGAGAGAGAAUUUGGAGGACAUCUGCUUCACUUAAAUAAAUGCUUAACCGUCAUGUCACCUUUAUUUAUAUAGCGUUUUUAACAGUACAGAUUGUGUCAAAUCACUUAACAGUAUCAAAUUGUAGGAUAGAGUGUCAGUAAUGUAUAAUGAUAAGAUUAAACACUCAAUUUUCAGUAAAGGCAUUUCAUUAUUGAAUUCAGAGAUGUCAUUGUUUAGCUCAGUUUAGUUUAAAUAGUAUCUGUGCAAUCAAAUCGACGAUAAUCGCUAGAAAUUAAGUGUCCCCAACUGAGCAAGCCAGAGGCGACAGCGGCAAGGAACCGUGUAAAUUGGUUAACAAAAAAUAUCAAUUUUUAAUGUUGCUUUUCCACACUAACAUUCAUAUUCAGCAAAGCUCCUCCCACAGCAAUCACACAUUCAGCAAUAAAUGCUGGAAUAUUCCCAUCAGUUUACAAGUGAAGACAAGUGCCAAAUCAUCUCCAAAGACAUAUGUUUUAUCUUUAAGCUAAUUUAUUUGCUCUUAUAUGACAGCUGUCAUGCACAUGACAAAACUAGCAGAUGGGCUGAAUGAAAGUGCAGUUGCACUCUACGACAGUAGGUGGUGCAUAUGGAACAGCAUUGAUAUAGCGUUUCCUUGUUUAUCGCUGUACACAAAGCAUCACUGUGAUCAAUUUACACAGAGAAAGAGAAAAGGCUAUAAAAACUUUUCUAAAGAGGGUCAGUUCCCUUCACAAGUAUAUUCAUAUAAACCCCCAAUUCAAUGUUUAUAUUUUUGCAAAAAGAGUGAGCUUGCUGCUGCCUUUUCUGCUGCAACAUCUGUGCUCUCCUCUUUCUGUCCAUCUUCAGCGUGAUCUGCC